CAUCUUGUGUAUUUGUGUUUAUUUAAGUGGUCAUUUUUUUCUUCUUUGGUCAAGUGUGUGUUUGUGCUAGUGUGUAUAUCUCAGUGCAUUUCACAAUCAUGUCGUUGAUGUCGGUGUCGAAAGUGAUCAACAUCAUCAUCAACACAAAUCGAUGAAUUCAUAUCCGAAUCUUGUCAUAUUGAAUCAUGAUCAUUUAGUUUUUAUUUUUUAUAUCGUCUAUGUAGUUAAUGAUCACCACAAAUCACCCAUUGGAUUAUAUUUGCUACAAACAUGAAUUUGGUAGUGCAACGGGUGAAUUUUUUCUCCAUUUGAUUUAUGCCACAAGUGUCACAAGAGUGAGUGAGAGAAGACAGAAUUUAUCACCAUUAUAACCAUAAACAUAAACAUUAACAUUAACAUUAACAUCAGUAAAUUGAAAUUGAUCAAAAAAGUUUUAUCGAUUACAAUUUUCAAUUAUCGUUGUGUUGUGUUUACAAAAGUGAGAUUCCUUGUGAUAAUCAUCAUCAUCGUCAUAAUAAACAACAUAACCGAACAUCACAUCGUCAUCAAGAAAGGAAUUUGGUUUUCUUGGUCGUCGUUCGAUGUUGACCUGUCAUUUUCUUCACUUUUUUUGGUUUGUGUUUAAGUGUGUUGAACAUUGAGAAAAAACAUUCAAAAAAGUUGAUCAUUAUAAUCCACAGAACAUCAGUGAAUACAAAUCAUUUUAUUUUGCGUGAUUUGUAGCAAUUUAAAUCUAUCUAUGAUCGAUAAUAAUAACCACAUCAAUAUGGAUGAUCAUUGCAUCAGUUGUCAUCGUCAUUAUUGUGAAUGGCCUAUAUUCCUGCUAGCUUCCAUCAAUCACAAAGUGAUGACCACCACAAACAUUCGCCAACGCUGAUUAUUGGUCAUAAAAGCAGUAAUAAUAAUAAUCGAUUACUCCGUUACAAAAAAAAAUCAAAUAUUUGCACAAACAUCAAUCAAUCAAUCAAUCAAUCAUCAUCAUUAUUAUCAAUCAUUUAUUCAAUCAUUUAUUUUAUCGUUAUUCCGUUUCCGACUACAUCAUUCAAGUGCCUUAUCCAUCACUAUAAUUUGAUUCAAAUCAUCAUCAUCAUUCUAGUCGAUCAUUGAAAAAAUCAUCAGAUUCAUCAACCUGCGAAAAAAUGGUCUCAUUUAAUCAAUUCAAUUGUCCACAAACGAUGUGUCCGACAAUAUCAAUAACAACUAGCAGCAGCAACAGCAGCAGUAUUGGUUCAUUAUGGUUCGAUAAAAAACGAAAGAAACACCCAUGGACGGAUUGUUUAUCGUUCAUUAUCAUGAUGAUGAUGAUGAUGACAAACAUGUCACAAUGUCAACAGCUACAACAACAACAACAAGCAAUGUUGAGCAUGUCAUCUUUGAUUGAUGCGUCAUCCACAAAAAUGAUCAUUAUUAAUGAUCGUUUUAAACGACAGUCAUCAUCACUGUCAGAUUCACAUCAUCAUCAUCAUCAUCAUAGUAGCACAAUCAAAUUGCAAAGAUUUCUAAUUGAACCAGAAAAUCUAACCGUUAAUAUUGGCGAAUCGAUUAUAUUACCAUGUCGUGUUUCGAAUAAAGCUGGUACUGUUCAAUGGACACGAGAUGGAUUCGGUCUUGGCGCUGAUCCACGAUUGGAAGGAUUUCCCACCUAUUCAAUGAUGCAUAAUGAUGCUACUGGCGAUUAUUCAUUGAAAAUAUCAUCAGUAACACUGGAAGAUGAUGCCACAUUUCAAUGUCAAGUUGGUGCAUUGGAUAAUGUGCCAGGAAUUCGAUCACAGAAUGCACGUUUGACCGUACGUGUACGACCCGAUGAUCCUGUCAUUGUUUUGGGUAAUCUUGUACCAUAUCAUCAUCAUCUAAAUAAUAAUAAUCUACAACAACAAGAAGUACAACUAUUAUCGACCACAGCGGGCAACAAAAUUGAAUUAACAUGCGAAUCACAUGGUGGUCGACCUGCUGCUGAGCUUUCAUGGAUCAAUUCAAGAAAUCGUGUAGUGAAAAAAGGCAUUACCACAAAGAUAACGACUAUGAAUGAUGGUAAAAGAUUCAAUACGGCUUUAAAAUGGACGUUUGAACCGACAAAAAGUGAUCAUCAAAAACGUCUAUAUUGUCGUUCGUCACAUCCUACAUUUGCUUCAUCAUCACCAUACGCAUCGAUAAAUUCAUCGAUGACCACACCAACGGCGGCCAUUAUGUUAGAAGUUAAAUAUGCACCCGAAGUUAAAUUAGAAGUGUCACGAAUUGUCGUUGCUCAUAAUAAUAAUAAUAAUAACGGCAACACAUUGCCAUCACAGCCUUUGUCAGUGUUUGGUGUGUCGAAUUUGCAUGGCAGAGUUGGCGAUACGAUACGAUUCCGUUGUAUGGCAGAUGGCAAUCCAGGCAAAAAUUCCAUGAUUUACGAAUGGUUACGUAAUAACGAAGUUAUCAUUGGCGAUCAUGGCAAUGAAUUAGUUAUCGAUAAUGUGGACAAAUCAUUUAAUGGUGCCGAAAUCCAAUGCAAAGUAUCGAAUCCAGUCGGUACUGGACAAUCAUCGAUUACAUUGAACAUUGCAUAUGGUCCUUCAUUUUCGCCAACAAUUGAAUAUGUUUAUGGUGCGAAUCCUGGUGAUACUGUCCGAUUAGCUUGUCCAGUGGAUGGAAAUCCUGCACCAGAAAUAACAUGGAUUAAAGUGGGCACAAGUUCAGUGAUGAGCACUGGUCCGAAAUUGACCAUACGUAAUGUUCAAGAAGAUGUUGGUGAAUAUUUAUGUCGAGUUUCAGUGAAAGGAUUCCAAGAGAUUUCGGCCAUCAUUUAUCUUCGAAUUAAUGGUCCACCAAAGAUCCGGAAAGCACAGCAAUCAUCAUCAACACCGUCACCGACAUCAUCAUAUUAUAGUCUACUUUAUCCAGUUAAUGAUAAUAAUCUUGGUACAAAUCCAAAACAAAAGUCAUCGUCAUCAUUGCAGAAUAAUCGUUUCUUUGCGGUUUUGGGUGAACCGGGACAUUUAGAAUGUCUAGUCGAAUCGGUACCAUCACCAAUAGCCAUUACAUGGAUACAUAAUGGACAGAUUUUCACAUCAGGAUCAGCCAACAAUAUUCCCAUCAAUAUCGAUAUACACGAGGAAACACUAAAAGAAGAAAUGGUCGUACAACGAACAUCAUUUGAUAUUCGACAAACGUUCGAGAAUGAUUUCGGCUAUUAUAAUUGUGUUGUAGUUAAUAGUUAUGGUUCGGAUUGGCAUCUAGUGUCGUUAGAAGAAAAAACGAGUUUUUCCACAAUUGUCAUAUUCGUUGCCAUUGCCAUAUUGAUUCUUGUGUUUGUCGUAUUGACAACAACAAUUCUUUUGUUGUCGAUUAAACAUCGAAAUCUUGUGAAACAACAACAACAACAACGUCAAAAUCAGGAAACUGAAUCUGAUGGUGAAAAAGAUAGCAAAGAACAUUACAUGGGUAGCUUGGAUAAUCCAGAUAAUCAUAAUAUCUAUUCAACACAUUCAACGCGGACAAAUUCCUCUUCCGCACAUUAUUUUCUAGAUAAAAAUGGACCAACAGAAACUGGAACAAUUAUUACACGAUCCGGAUCGACUGGAUCGCAACGUUCAUCAACAUCAUCCUCGUUUCCUGUAUAUUUAGAUCAGCCCACUAGCAGUUCAUCACCUGGACCAAACACUGGUAUUAUCAGUCGAACAAUUAAUAGCCUUCAUAAUCAUCAACGGCGAUCGCCUCAUUCACAAUUGAUGAACAAUCAAGCAAUGCAAUUUGGUACUAUGAAUGGUGCUAAUGUUUCUCAUCAUCCUCAUCAUCAUCAGAGACCAACAUCACCACCAUUUUUUGCCAAUUCAGUUUUCGAUACAGCUAGUGAAUUGAAUUCACCGAUGAUAUCGAAUAACAACAUGGCCAAAUCGGAUCAAAUUGUUGCUAUGCCACCGUUAUCAUCGACUAAUUAUUCAACGUUGACCAGACAUUUAGCAUCGAUACCGAAUUCAAAUCGAAAUUCCUAUUCACCAUAUCUGGCACAGCAAUUUUAUCAACAACAACAGCAACAACAAUUUGAUAAUAAUAUUCAGAUGGCCGCCAAUCAAAAUCCUAUAUCAUCACCAUCGACGAUCGAUAUGUAUCAGGCAAAUCCGUAUUCGGUUCAUUCAUCACAACCGAUUGGCAUUGCUGUUAAUAAUAAUCGAGUCAAAUCAACGCCGAUGCCUACACCACCGCCAUCUCUUGCCAAAGAAUUGGAUAAUUGCAUUUCAAAAAUAAGCAUUGCAACACAUGUAUAAUAAUGAUGAUAAUUCAAUUUGAUUUUUGAAAAUGUCAAUCUUUUUUUAGUCUUUUGCUUUCUCUAUUUCUGUCAAGAAAAUUAAUUUUUGUUUUAUUUAUCACUUUGUACAAAUUUUUUCAUUCAUCAUUCAUUGUAUUAAAUCAAAUAAAUCAUUCAAUAUGUACAAGUUUAUAUCUAAAAAUGUGGAUAAAUUUCAAAAAAGACUGGUCAUGGAAUUUACGAUUCUCCAUUUGAUACAAAAUAGAGAUACAAAACUACAACAAAAAGUCAAGAAACAGUAUUAAUAAUUUAGCCAAUUUUUCACAUUUAUAGAGCAUUUACUGUUCAUAGAUUUUUUUCUGUUAAUAGAUGGCGUCACUUGUAUAAUUUAAAAUCAAAUUGCAAAAAAAAAUAUCAAUAGUUAGAGAAAAAGUAAUGGAAAAUCAUGAAUAUGAUGAACUGAUGAACAUCAUAGUCGAAAAAAAACAGUUGCUUCUUUAGCUAUAGCUCAAUGAUGAUGAUAAAGUCAUGCCAAUUUUGAUUGGAGAUUAGAUCAUCAUUCUUGUAAACGAUGUUUUUUUUGUUUUUGUUUUGAAUGCAAGAUAAUUUUAUUUCUCAUUUUCUCGUUGUUGGACACAAUG
Dermatophagoides farinae (American house dust mite) is the source of this 4869-nucleotide messenger RNA. RefSeq lists its product as uncharacterized. Gene Ontology annotation, molecular function: cell adhesion molecule binding. NCBI's taxonomy places the organism in Eukaryota, Metazoa, Arthropoda, Arachnida, Sarcoptiformes, Pyroglyphidae. The record is from RefSeq and is a predicted model, not a curated record. Gene Ontology annotation, cellular component: cell-cell junction; plasma membrane. Gene Ontology annotation, biological process: cell-cell adhesion.